Messenger RNA from Stomoxys calcitrans (stable fly), 633 nucleotides. RefSeq lists its product as uncharacterized. Gene Ontology annotation, biological process: mitochondrial respiratory chain complex I assembly; mitochondrial respiratory chain complex IV assembly. The coding region runs from base 148 to 552 and encodes 134 amino acids. The record is from RefSeq and is a predicted model, not a curated record. Gene Ontology annotation, cellular component: mitochondrial inner membrane. The transcript has 3 exons. Lineage: Eukaryota; Metazoa; Arthropoda; Insecta; Diptera; Muscidae.
GUCAGCUGUUCAAUUUAAUAGUUUUAUUGGUUAGCUAUACUUAUAAUAAAUAAAGCAAAUUAAAAGUAUUCAAUGAAAAACCUGUCAUCAAUGUAAUAAAGGAGACUUUCUGCCCAGAACCAAGCUUAAAUUCUAUAUAUAUGCAAUAUGGGUUUUCCUUCAAAUAAAACGUUGGCGAAAUGGGCAGUUUAUAUCGGAGUUGCCGGUAUGUCAAGCAUUAUGUAUAUGAGAUGGAAAGUGGAGGAAAGAAUAAGUAACACAGAUUAUUUUAGAUCUGCAUUCCAAAUUUUGAGACAACACAAGGGUGCUGUAAGUUUACUUGGUGAACCCAUUAAAAAUAUGGGAUUCGACAUUGGUGAUGCAAAUAAUGCCUGCGACGGCGAUAAGGCUAAUUUUGAAGUUUCAGUUAAAGGUUCCAAGGAAAGAGGCAAAAUGUUUUUCUGGGCAACCCGCAAUGAAAAGGAUUGGCUAGUUGAUCAUUUGGAAUUGGAAUUAAAAUCUCAACCAGAUAAACGUUUUAUAAUUAAAUCAUCCGAUAAGCCAAAACCUUAAACGCAAAAGAUAAAAUAAUUUGUACAGGGUUGACAAAUAAAGUUUUAUGCAUAGUUGUUAUUUUGUUUUAGGAAACAAUAA